Molecule: messenger RNA, 543 nt
Organism: Penicillium verrucosum
Lineage: Eukaryota; Fungi; Ascomycota; Eurotiomycetes; Eurotiales; Aspergillaceae
Exons: 3
Coding region: 1-543 (180 amino acids)
Source: RefSeq, a predicted model, not a curated record
AUGGCUCACCCUCGUUGGGGAGGUAUGAACUCCGUUGGGGUGAGUAUCUGUCAGAAGCGACUAGCUCAGACAACCCCAAAGGAAUGGACCGAAGAUCCAUAUUUCAUCUGUCACUUAUUGGCCCUUGCGCAGCUCCAGGAGCGUAAGCUGGAUUUGCCAAAACCAACUAUUUACACCUCACGUCUUCUCGUGACCAACGUAUUAGAUCGGGAAUACAUACUUUAUUACGAGGCCCAAAUCACCACCGAGCUACUGAAUGGCCUUAAGAAUCCGAAGGAUUCAACAGGCCCCAUGAAAUGGCCUACAAUUCGACGGAGAAAAGUCCCAUACAAGCCUUAUCUUACCUUCGCCGACCGACUCGUCGCCGAGCUUGUGGCGCCCAGUCCCUUACCCUCCCACGGCCCCUUCAAUCCGUCAGAUGAUGUGAAUGGUGUCUUUGAGUACGGUAGGAAACGACCACGUGAACAAGGAGACAACGGAUCGGACAUGGCCAGCAAACGCGGAGUUUGUUGGCAGAAAAACGCAACUCGAGAGAGAGACUAA